CCAGAACCAACUGACUCGUGCCCAGUUGUUUCCUCAAUCGCAUCCAUCCGCUGAAGGACGCAGGCGCCAGGAGCGAGCGAGAGAGCGUGCGACAGAGACACUUCCGCGGCGGUAUAUGUACUACACCGACUCGCUCAACUACCAAAAGGAGGUGCAGACGAAGCAGCCCACGACAGGUACCACCAAGCACGGCCCCGACGCUCGUGGCCGAUCGAAUUCUCAACCAGGCAACGCCCCUUCCUCCCACAUGAGCGUGAGUUCUUCCAAUUCGUACGGCUCUGGCAACGGCAAUUCCGCCGACGGCAGCAGCGCUUUGUAUUUAUUCCCGAUGGUCGAGAAAAUGUUUCGUAUCAAGAUCACUGAAGACAUCGAGCGCGAUCUGCGGUAUCUCGGUCAGUCCCGCGCAGACGCGCUCAUUUCCGAGUUUGACAUGACGCCUGUCAAAGAACAAAAGGGAGUUCAGCUCUAUGAACUGGCUGAGCAAGAAUUCUACACGAUGAAGGCCGUCGUCUUGACCCCCAAAGCCAGCAUCCACGACGUGAUGAACCUCAUGGACAUGGCGACCACCAACAGCUUCCGCGACACGAUGGGAGACAUCUUUGGCUCGCUCUUCCUUGACGGUGCCGUGCUGUACGCUUCUCCCAAGGACAUUACUCGUCCCAACGAGAGUUUGACCGUCAACUGGAUGGCCCUUCGGAGUUCCAAGUCGCACAUGCCUCAUCGUGACUACGUCUUCCUCAAGUACGGCGACUGCUUUGGCCGCGAAUCGAGUCUCGACACCGAUCCCCACGGCAGCACGAGCAACUCGUACGUCGGCGCGAGCAUCUGGGAAAGCAUCGAAUUCGACGGAUGCGGGCCCCUACCCGAGUCGCAGAACGUCGUGCGCCUCAAGUUUCGGCGGUGCGGUUUCGUAAUUGAGGACAGCGUCACGAACGACUCGCUCAAGGUGUCGUUCUACUUGUCCGAGUCCCAUCCCGGUCGAUCCACUGUGAGCAACUUGACCAAGUCGUGGAUGACCAGGCUCCUCCUGUGCGUGUCCGAGAUCUCGGCGACGCUCAUGACCAAACACUUGUCGGAGCAAACGUUGCUGGCGCGCCACGAGUUUACAAAGGACGGGUAUUGCUGCUUCAUUUGUCUCACAAAAUUCACGUUGAUGCGACGGAAGCACCACUGCCGCGUCUGUGGCGACGUUGUGUGUGGCAAAUGCUCCCAGAUGAAGUCGGUGCGCCAGAACGGGGUAAACAAAGACGUUCGCAUCUGCCUCCAGUGCUCGAGCGCGUCGAGCGUUAUGUCCAUCAGCACGCGCAACUCGAGCACAAGCAGCAACGGCUUUGUCCAACCCAACCAUAAAAUCCGUGCCAUGACGUCGUCCAGUUCGAGCAACUCACUCUUCAACGGCGGGGGCAGCAGCUCCGUCUCUUCGGCGGACAGCGCGUGCGGCCUCGACUACACAGAGGGCGCUUACCAGAAGCACAAGAACGUCAUCUUGGAAGAUACAGAGACCCCCAACUCGCGACAGGCGUCACCGAAGAUUGUUCUCCAGCCGCAUUACGCCGGAUCGCCGAGCAACUCGUCCGCCGCGUCUUCUGGAGUGUCCCAAGUGCGCUACGGACCAUCGACGUCAUCCACGCCCAAACCCCAGCCGUCGUCGGACCUGAUCUUGCUCGAUCAAAUCGACGUCCAGACGCUGCCAUCGACGCUCGUCGCGCCGCCGCCAUCGUCAAGUCCGAGCCUGACGCCGCCGUUGCUCACGAUCUCGUCUUCGUCUACCACUGCUCUGCCGUCCAAUGCUGUCAUCAAGGAGAACUCGAUCUACACGUACGCGCUGAGCUACUCGCUGCGCCAGGACUGGCCCAAGGCGCCGAUGCCGCGCAACGAAGCUGCGCGCCUGCUCAAAGUGCGCAGCUUGUACCUCAUGGACCCAGACAACCAGUUCCAGGACAUGGUCGAUGUGGCAUCGACGACGCUGAGCUGCUCGAUCGCAGCGAUUUGUGUGAUCGGCGACAAGACAGGGUUCAUGCUGGCCAAGCUCGGCCUCGGGAAGCGCGAGGUAUCGCGAAACAUUUUGUUUGACGCGCACACGAUCAUGAGCACGACGCCAACAAUCGUUCUCGAUGCGACGCAGGACGCGCGGUUCGCGGAAAACCCGUUGGUCGUGGACGGGAUUAUCCAUUUCUACGUCGGGAUACCGCUCGUGACGUCGGACGGCAUGGUCGUCGGGUCGUUCUCGGUCGCGGACCACGUCGCUCGGAAGGAACUGACCGGCGACCAACUCUACUUUUUGCAAAACUUGGCCAACUUAGCGCUGAGGGGGAUUGAAAACAACACGGCCAAGUACACGAACCAGACGACGACGCUGUCGGCGAACCCGCUCUCGGACGUCGGCGGGAGCACCACAGCCACGUACUCGCAGGCGCUCGACGAGGACCUGGACUUGAAACGAGCCGCCAACACGAUGCAGGAACUCCUCAACAAAGCGUAUGCGACCCAGGUCAAGGUAUCGAUGGCGACGACGCCGGUGCAUCACCACCAGUACGCCCCCAAGUGAACACCGUGACCAAGGCAAGCCGCAUCCAGGAUUGUACGACGUCGGGUUGUGUAGGCGUCCUAGUAGACGAGCUCGAGAGGUCGGGGAGAGCACGAAACCCACCAUCAACAUGCAGUGUGUAUGUCAAGUGUGCGUCGCGGCGACACUCGAUUGAAACGAAAAUGGGAUGCAUUGUUUAUGACGGUCCUGUGCGCGUGGAUGCACACGAGGGAGGGCGCGUCGACUAAUCCUCUUCGUCCGUUUCGAUGCCCGCAAAAAAGUUCUCCAACCCUUCCUCGUAGUCGUCGUACACCUUGGGCUUGUUGUUCAUGAGCUUGACGCCGCUGUCCAACAACGUUUCCAAGUGCGCCUUUUGUUUCCACUGCAUCAACGUCUCUUCCAGUUCCAUGCCGGCCUUCGUGAUAAGCAUGUCGACCACGCGCGGGUCCUUCACGUCGGCGUUCUUGCGGAAGAACGCUUGCACAGCCAAGCGUGCCUCCGACGGCUCCAUGCUGAUGUCAUACAGAGUCAGCACGCGCGGCACUUGCUUCGUGAUCUGUCGGUACAGCGUCACAGCCGGGUUCGACCCCCCCAGCUUUUCCGUCGCCAAACGCAGCGCCAUGGCCAGCCAGACAAAUAAAGUAAAU
Messenger RNA from Aphanomyces invadans, 3174 nucleotides. RefSeq lists its product as hypothetical. Gene Ontology annotation, molecular function: metal ion binding. The record is from RefSeq and is a predicted model, not a curated record. Lineage: Eukaryota; Oomycota; Saprolegniomycetes; Saprolegniales; Verrucalvaceae. The transcript has a single exon. Bases 116 to 2548 code for a protein of 810 amino acids.